AUGUCGUCGUCUUUCUUCACCACGCCGGCCUCGCAACGGAAACGGAAGCGCGGCGAAGUCGCGGCCAGCGCCCCCAAACGUCGCAACACGGACGCGCAUGCUCGUCGCUCCCAGCGAGAAGAGUCCAUCAGUGGCAGCGACGAAUCCGACGGCGACGGCGCACCCACCUUCGACGACGACCAAGACGACGUAGACGGCGGCUCUACCACCUCUGAAGAUGAGAAUGAGACUGCGGCGGAAAAGCGUCUCAGGUUGGCAGAGCGCUACCUCGAGAACAUUCGCAACGAAGUCGAGGACGAGGUGGGCUUCGACGCCGAGCAGAUUGACAAGGACCUCAUCGCUGAGCGACUAAAAGAAGACGUCGCAGAGGGAAAGGGCAAGAUCUACCGGUCAAUUGCCACCGAGCUCGACUUUGACCAUGCAUCGCAUGCCACCGGCUACUCGGGGCUGCAAAAAGCCACAACAGGAUGUGCCGUCAAGCUGCCGUAUGCCUGGACCAUCAGCAAAGAUCUUGUCGUCGAGAAGUGGGAAAUCGCUGACCCAAAGUCGUAUGCGCCUGACCCCAGCCGACCGUCCAACUUGACGCCGCGCACCACACCAAAGAGGCUCCUCUGGCGGAAGGGAAACAAGAACAAAAAAGGCGACCGCGCCUUCCUGGGCCACACAGGCGAGAUCGUGUCUAUAGCCGUCUCCGACUCGGGAAAGUACCUGGCCACUGGCGACAAGCAUGCUCGCUUGAUCAUCUGGGACGCCGACACUCUUACACCCCGUCACCUCUUCACUCGUCAUCGAGACGCCGUCCUCUCUCUGUCCUUCCGAAGGGGCACCGAACAACUUUUCUCUGGUGGUGCGGACCGAGCUGUUAUUGUCUGGAGCGCGCCGGAAUCAGCAUAUAUCGAGACGCUUGUCGGACAUCAGGACGCUGUCAUUGGUGUAGCAGGUGGGCUGGAGCUCAACCAAGAGACUUGUGUCAGUGUAGGCGCAAGAGAUCGCACCGCCCGCUUGUGGAGAGUUGUCGAGGAAAACCAGCUCGUGUUCCAUGGAGGCGGUACGGCUAGACAAAAGGGCCUGGACAAGUUACGCAAAGGUCGAUUCGGAAAAAAUGUUGAUGGAGACGAAAAACAGGAUGAACAGGCCAACGGUGGAACGUCCGACAAUGACGAUGACCCGCCCAUCGCAUAUGCUGAGGGCUCCAUCGACUGCGUGGGUCUUCUCGACGCCGGCUUGUUCGUUACAGCAUCUGACAAUGGUGCACUGUCGCUAUGGUCUGUCAACCGGAAAAAGCCUCUCUUCACAUACCCACUCACUCACGGCCGUGAUCCACCGCUCUCGCCCGAGCAAAUGUCCGCCAACGACGACGCCCCAACAUCAGUAAAGCCCGGUCCCCGGCUUCCGCGAUACGUGACUGCGCUUGCUACUGUUCCUUUUGCCGAUCUCAUCCUUACAGCAAGCUGGGACGGCUGGAUACGCGCGUGGAAGAUUACAGCGGACAAGAAGAGCAUUGAGCCAGUGGGCAAAGUAGGGCGCGUACCGACGGUGGAAGACGAGUCUAUGGUCAAUGGCGACGCCAAGGACGGUGCUAUCCUUAUACGAGGUAUCGUCAACGGCCUUGCGGUACAAGAGAGGGGAGAUAGAGGCAAGGAUGGGCUGUGCAUCGUAGCCGCCGUAGGUAAAGAGCCCAGGCUGGCUCGAUGGAUGUCUGGGAAGGUCAAAAACGGCAUUUAUGUCUUCGAGGUGCCUAGAAAAGGCUUGACCAAUGGUAUGGCAGACGAAGACGAGGAAGAUGAAGAAGAGGAAGCAUAA
Alternaria burnsii is the source of this 1803-nucleotide messenger RNA. RefSeq names its product small nucleolar ribonucleoprotein complex subunit. Lineage: Eukaryota; Fungi; Ascomycota; Dothideomycetes; Pleosporales; Pleosporaceae. Gene Ontology annotation, cellular component: small-subunit processome. The coding region runs from base 1 to 1803 and encodes 600 amino acids. Gene Ontology annotation, molecular function: protein binding; snoRNA binding. The transcript has a single exon. The record is from RefSeq and is a predicted model, not a curated record.